Diprion similis is the source of this 3288-nucleotide messenger RNA. RefSeq names its product podocan (gene Gp150). NCBI's taxonomy places the organism in Eukaryota, Metazoa, Arthropoda, Insecta, Hymenoptera, Diprionidae. The record is from RefSeq and is a predicted model, not a curated record. The coding region runs from base 193 to 2931 and encodes 912 amino acids. Gene Ontology annotation, molecular function: protein binding. The transcript is spliced from 8 exons.
UCCGCGUGCUCGAAACGCGUUGGCCGCCACUCUGUGGCUCUAAAUUUCCAAGACCGCACUGUACUUUGUGGACGUCCAUCGAGAAGAGAGUUAGCGUACUGCGCCGAGCCAAGUUUUUAAACCAAGUGGAUUUUAAUUAGCACCGAACCUCCGAGCGGGAACUUGAUUCAAUUUAUCGGGUCCUACGCAAAGAUGAAGCAAGGAGCAGCUUUGCUGCUGGUGGUGAUCUUGACGAUUACCACCGGAGUCAUUUCUGUAUCACCGACUACAAGUACACAUCCGCCAGCGACUACAAGUACACAUCCACCAUCUCCACGACAAACCACAACUCCAACUCCACGACCAACAGGAACUCCACCUCCACCGCCCCCACCCCCAAAUAAUGGUAGCUCACCUCCGUCAGCGUCUGAACUUGCACUAUCCACGACGAAGACGGGCGCACCAUGGCGCGUUGAGAGUCUGCUGAACCCACAGGAGAUGCUUCUGGAGGAAAUCCGCUCGUUGGACGAGGAAACGCUCGGCGACAAGGUCCAGAAGGAAAAUAUCGAAACAUUGAAAUCUAACGGUAAGAAUGAUAAGCUGACAGUGUUACCCGAGCUUGUAGACGAGAAAUCAAACAUUCUCAUUCCAUCGAAACCUGUCGGCAAUCCAGAUCCCGAAAAGGAUGCCCUGAACGAGCUGAUGGAGGAUGAGGACUUGAAGUACAACGAGACUGACGAUAUUCUCAUGGCCGAUGACAUGGAGUGGGACCUUGAGGAUGAGGACGCGCUCGACGAUGAGCUUGACGAAGACGAAGAGAUUCUCUUCGAGCAGGACUGCCCUGCGGAUUGUUCAUGCUCUACGGGACACAUGACCGUAAAGUCAGUUAGAUGCACCAAGUUCAACAAAGAACAGUCUUUCAGUAUGGACAUUGCUCUCCUCAAAAUCGAAAAUGCACCGGACGUCAAGCUGGGUCCACACGACCUACGCGAAAAGGAUCUGCAACAGUUGUCAGCUUUCUCAAUUGUCAAUACCACAAUUUCCGAAUUUGACAAGACCGCAUUCGACGGUCUCCCGGACUUGUUCUCCGUUAACCUGACUGGAAACGGAUUGAUGGACAUACCUCCCGACGCCUUCGUGAACAACACACAGCUCAAUGUUUUGACUAUAUCCGGCAAUCCCCUACAGUACACUCAGGCGAAGGACAACACCUUCACCAAAUACUUCUUGGACGCGCCCAGCGUGACUGAAUUCGAUUUCUCCAACAACUAUCUCCCCCGUAUCUUGCCGACUACUUUUGCAAGGAUGCGGCAACUGGUCUAUCUUAGCCUUAGAUCGAAUAGGCUCAGGGCUGUUGAGCGAGCGAUUUUCACCCCUCUCGUUGAAUUGGAUGAAAUUGACCUCUCCCACAACCAACUAAGCGGUUUUCCGGCUGAUGUGUUUGACGACAAUGAAUAUCUUGAACUACUGCGAAUUGCUGGAAACAACUUCACGACUCUGGCAAGCAUCAAGACUUCGACAAUCAGCAUACUCGACGCAUCCAAAAACAGGAUCAAAACCAUCGGCAAGUCCGACCUUAGUGCUCUUACCGAACUAGAAGAACUCUACCUUAGGUCAAACGGUCUCAAGAGGAUUCACCAACAUGCGUUCGCGGAUUUGGUUAAUCUGAAACGCCUUGAUCUCAGCGAUAACAAACUGAGCACACUGACGGAACAUCAUUUGAGGACCAAUAUUCGCCUCGAAUCUCUUAUCAUGAACGACAAUCCCGGUUUGGAAACUUUACCGGUAUUCAAAUCACAGGCGGGCAGCUUCAGUCUCGAAAAAUUCGAAUGUGCUGACUGUGGACUUUUGGACCUGGAACCAGGAACCUUUGACACCAUGAGUGCUCUGCGUCACCUCAAUCUAGCAAGUAACCGGCUAAGCCGUUUGCCGAGAGGGCUCCUCAGAAGCAUGUCAGCACUGAAAGACUUGGACCUUUCUGACAACCUGUUCACCGCUCUGGAAGUCGACACGUUCCAAGGUGCAAGGUCUCUGACGAAAUUGAACCUCGCUGGAAACCCACUGAUCACUCUUCAAGUUGCACCGUUCUUGCUCAUUCCAAACUUGGAACGAUUGGACGUCAGCAGGUGCGGUCUGGACAGAAUCUGGAGCGACAAUGUCGUGCCACUUCCACACCUAAGGUACCUGUCGGCUCGUGGCAACCGAAUCGAGCAAAUCAGCGUCGGUGACUUGCAGGCGACCCCUCAUCUCUCCGGCCUCGAUAUCUCCAACAAUCCUCUCGCGUGUGACCAGGAGUUUAAUGCCGCGAUUCAAUGGCUGAUUGACCACGGUGUCGAUCCCAGUGAGACCUUGCGCUACGUAAGCAAUUACGCUCUUGAUGACUACAGCGACUCCAGCGUCGCCAGCGAUCUCGGCGAAUGGAUGGACAUAGCGAAGGUCGUCUGCGACAGCAUGGAGGGUGGACCUCCUCUAAGACCUCUGCCACGUAGGCCAAACAUGCCUAACAAUGUUGAUGGUUUCAAGCCACCAGUCAAUUACCUAGAAGAACUAGCUGGCCAGGCGUUCGAUCAAGGUCGCGCAGAUAAGGACGAGCAGCUGGAGGACGCCUUCUUGUCCGAGGAACCGGAAUACCAGGAAUACGGCUCAGUCGGUGAGCACUAUCAACCUUGGUACGCAGGAGUCGUGUGGCCUGUGCUUACCGUCAUCCUGGUGACGCUGGCCGUCGUCCUUUUGGUGGCGAACCUCGCCAUGUGUCUUUCGAAGCGCAGAGGCCGUGGCCCCGUAAUUCGGGCUCCGAUGAUUCUGCGCCCUGGACUGAUCGACAACAAGAACUGUGGUCUUGUCUACAAGCCGCUUCAAGAGGAGAUUCCGACCCCUCAUAUGCCGAAGCGUGGAAGCUUCUACUCGAGCAGUACCUUCCAUUACGAUAAGAUUGUCCCCGAGAGCGUCUAGACAAUCCCGAUGACGUUUCCACUAUCGAACACCUUGAGCUAUAGCUGAGGUUUCAAGAGCAAACGGCUCCGGACAACACGAAGGCCACUCUUCGCAGGGCAGUAAUAUGCUCGAACAAAAAUACCGUUUUUGAGAUUCACAGCACCGAGUCAUAAAGUGAUGUCCUAACUGUUGAUUUUGAAACCUGCGUACAGCUGGAACAAUUUUGCAGCUCCUCGGCUCUUCACCUGAGAGAAAAUGAGAACGCAGCAAGAGAGGCAAUUAUGAAAGUGAUACUUUUUUGAAUUAGACUGGACCAAAAAAUUUACCGUUUCUUUCUCUCUUUAUUGUGUUUGUUUUUUUUUUUUUUUUUUCAAG